AAUCGAACAGAAAUUUCCGUUCGGUUGUUUUGGUUUGGACAAAUAUCGGUUUCGGUUCGAUUUUGAAUAGAACAAAACCGAAUGCUCACGAAUUUGUAAAUUGUAAGAGUCUAAACGCAGACGAUCCAAAGCGCUUUAAUUUGGGUCCCAUCUCGGUAGAGAAAACAAAACCCUAAUAUUUCGAGUUUUAAUAACUUCGAUCAUCGGAAGUUAAAAGAGUUGAAGAUUGACACAUAAACCGACCUGGAUUCAAAAACAAACUCCAUUGAAAUAGUUCAUUGGAAAUCAUUUGCGGAUUGAAGCCCAUUUGCUGCAAAAUAAGAUUGAACUGAAACUCCUCUGUAGACUCUUUCACAUCAGUUUCAAGAAAACCAAAUGCGGGAAAAGAAUUUCAGAAAACGAAAUCUUGAAGAAGAGGAAAGCGUGGAAUUAGAAGAUGAAGAAGAAAGGAGAUUGACAUUGGAGGAAGUGAAAUUCCUUCAGAAACAAAGGGAGAGAAAGUCAGGGAUCCCUGCAAUUCCAAACAUACAAAAGGUUGGUAUUGUUCCAAAAUCAAGUGAGAAGAAUGAAGGAGAUGGAGAGAAGGAUGAGUUGGUGUUACAAGACACUUUUGCUCAAGAAACCGCUGUUAUGGUUGAAGAUCCAAAUAUGUUGAAGUAUGUUGAACAAGAGUUGGCAAAGAAAAGGGGUAAAAAAAUUGAUGCAACCAAUCAAGCUGAGAAUGAUUUAAAGCGUGCGGAGGAUGAGUUAUACAUUAUUCCAGAUCAUCUUAAAGUGAAAAGAAGGAACUCAGAAGAAAGUUCCACUCAAUGGACUACUGGGAUUGCUGAGGUGCAACUCCCCAUUGAAUACAAGUUGAGAAAUAUUGAAGAAACAGAAGCUGCCAAAAAGCUUCUUCAGGAUAAAAGGCUUGCUGGUCGGACUAAGACCGAGUUGGGCAUCCCUUCAAGUUACAGUGCAGAUUAUUUUCAACGUGGCAAAGACUAUGCAGAAAAACUUAGGAGAGAGCAUCCGGAACUAUACAAGGAUAGAGGUGUGCAGGAUAAUGGCACAGGCUCCAAACCAGCAGAUUCUGCUAGUGCAGACUCAGCAGGGCGGAGGCAAGCUGCUACAGAUGAGUUCAUGCUCGAGCGGUUCCGCAAGCGAGAAAGGCAACGUGUCAUGCGGAGAUAGGAAACGCAAGCCAAUCAUUUAAUUUCCAACCUCUUGUGGUAUUCUGAUGGUUUCUGCAGAUGCUUAUUUCUCUUUACAAGGUAUCCAUGGUUAUGGGAUCAGUUGCUUCCAGUGUAAUUUUGUGUUACUAUAGUAUAAUCUGAAUUGAGGAUGUUAACGGAUGGCAAUUAGAUCAUAUGAUGCAAUUACUCAACAUGAGUGUUGGACAUUUGAGUCUGAUUUAGGCCGCAAAUGUGCACCUGUAUUCUCCAAGCAGCUCUGUAGUUGAAAUUGUUUGAUUAAUCUGGAUGUACCAACUCCAAGUUAUUGAUUAUUGCCACCCAAGAAUUUUUAAAUGAUUAUAAACCUUUGAUUCCGUUUUA
Messenger RNA from Nelumbo nucifera (sacred lotus), 1535 nucleotides. Its product is annotated as integrator complex subunit-like protein. Gene Ontology annotation, cellular component: spliceosomal complex. Gene Ontology annotation, molecular function: nucleic acid binding. Gene Ontology annotation, biological process: mRNA splicing, via spliceosome; DNA integration. The record is from RefSeq and is a predicted model, not a curated record. NCBI's taxonomy places the organism in Eukaryota, Viridiplantae, Streptophyta, Magnoliopsida, Proteales, Nelumbonaceae.